UGUGAAGAGCAGCUCCGUGCGGCUGUGACGAACAUCGCGCGGUCCUCAAUCGACUCGUAACGAGCGCAAAAAUAAAUUUCCCUGGAAAUUUAGCGCGCUGAAUUGUUUGAAAAUUUCACCUCCGCGCUUUGAAAAAAUUUCCGCAGCGCUCGCGGAAUAGCCCCGUGAUUUUUUCCUUGUUCACCGGAGGCCCGGCCGGUUUUUUUGCCGGCGUCUGCGAAAUCUGCUCGCUGUCUGCGAGUUCCGAUUCAGGAAAUGUGCAAUUUUAGCUUGAGAUAGGUUUUUUCGAACGUAUUGUUUUGGUUGUCGCCGAUUAGUUGAUUCUUGAGCGUUCGCUCUGGGCGAUGUGAGUAUGUUCGGUUUCGAUGGAGAUGACCGUGGCCCGCGCCGGCCGGCUUCCCGGAUCGGGAUGAGAGAUUCGUGAGGGCGCGGUUGGGGGGACCCGCUGGCCGGGCGGCGCGGGGAAUCCGCGGGGUGGAUCCGCGGCAUGGCGUCCCGCCCCCGCCCCCAAGACGAGGGCAGGGAUCUCUGGGGCUGGUUCUCCGGCCUCGUCGCCCUCGGAGUCUACCUCAACACCCUUCAAGCCGGAUUCGUCUACGAUGACAGUCGAGCCGUUUUGGGGAACCCGGACCUGCUCCCGACGACACCCAUCCGAAACCUGUUCAAGAACGAUUACUGGGGCACGAGCCUGGAUUCGAACAGCUCCCACGGCUCCUACCGCCCCCUGUGCGUGCUCAGCUACCGGCUCAACUACCAACUCUUCGGCUUCCAACCCUGGGCCUUCCACGGCACCAACAUCCUCCUCCACGCCCUCGCCACCUACCUCGUCUACCGAACCGUCAAGACCCUCUUCCUCCAGAAAAACAUAUCAAUCUCCACGAGCCUCCUCUUCGCCGUCCACCCGAUCCACACCGAGAACGUAGCCGGGAUCGUCGGUCGCGCGGACAUCCUAUCGUGCAUCUUCUUCCUCCUCUCGUUCCUGUUCUACCUCAAACACGUUAGAGUGCGCUACCGCUGCAUAAAGAGCUUCGCGGAGCCGCCGCGAGAGAGCGCGCGGAAGCGGUGGGCAGAGGGCGCGAGUUGCGCGACGAGGAACGAGUGCCUAAAGUGGUUCUGGCUCUGCAGCUCCCUCCUAAUGGCGGUCUGCUCCACCCUCUGCAAGGAAACGGGCAUUACGGUGCUGCUGGCCUGCGUCGGCUACGAGUUCAUCCAUUACUAUCAAUUUAGGAAAUUGCUGCCCUCCAUAAAGCGCCGUAUCAUCAGCCAGAGCCUGGUCUUUGUCCUCGCCUCGCUGGGUCUCCUUUUCCUCUGCCGCCUCCACCUGAUGAGCUAUCGGUUGCCGACCUUCGCGACGGCCGACAACCCGACCGCUAAGGAGCCCCGUCUCCUUGUCCGCCUCCUCACAUUCCUCUACCUCCCAAUUUUCAACCUGAAACUCCUUCUCCUCCCGAACAACCUCAGCUUCGACUGGUCCAUGGACGCCAUCCCCAGGAUUAAAACCCUCUUCGACGUCCGGAACCUCUACACCGCGGCGUUCUACACAGCCUUAGCGAUGAUCGUCCGCAAAGCGACCAACAGCCUCAGGAAAAGUGACACGCGGUGCAACGCUAGUAAUAUCUGUGAUACGCGGACUAGGUACUCGCCGCAGAAGAAGUGCGCGCAGUGUAACGAGUCCGUCUGCGGGCUGGAGGACUGCGGGUUCCACGCCAACAACAACACGAUCCACAUCAACAGGAACUUCCCAUCCGGCCCGCAGAGCUUCGGCUCGAACGCGUACGGGAAAGUGUGUUUCCAAAGUUCCUCGCUGCGUUUCUCGCGCAAGAGUGAGGUGGUGCUGACGGUGUUGGUUUUCCUAGUGUUCCCGUUUCUGCCCUCGUCGAAUUUGCUCUUCUACGUGGGCUUCGUCCUGGCCGAGCGGGUGCUGUACAUCCCGAGUCUGGGGUUCUGUUUGGCCGUCGCGUACGGCUUCCACGUUCUGUCGUCCAGGACUAACCGCAGGAAGGCGAGUUUCUGUUUCGUCGCGCUGUUGGUCGUCUUGAGUGCGCGCACCGUUCACCGCAACCGGGACUGGUUCGACGAGGAGGCCUUAUACUCGUCCGGUGUUUCCAUCAAUCCGCCCAAAGCUUAUGGAAAUCUUGGCUCAGUAUUGAGUUCCCAAGGACGGAUUCAAGAGGCAGAGAAGGCAUUCAGGAUGGCCUUGAGCUUUCGACCAAAUAUGGCGGAUGUCCACUACAACUUGGGCUUGCUGUUGCAAGGGAAAGGCAGUCACGAGGAGGCAAUUAUAUGUUACAAACUUGCGAUCCAUUACAGACCAUCUUUAGCCGUUGCAUAUUUAAAUUUGGGUCAGUUGUUAUCCACUCAGGGGAAGGAACAGGAGGCUGAACAAAUCCUGACGAAGGGCUCCCAACUUCCGGGGGAAGGAUUGAAGGACCCUAAAGCGCACAUGACGGCGCAAGUCUCAGCGAUGGUGCACUUGGGUCAGUUGUACAUGAAACGAGGCGAAUUCGAGUCAGCAGCCAAUAGCUACCGUCAGGCAUUGAGGCAUGUCAACAUUUACCCCCAGCCACAGGUUUUGUAUAGUCUCUUGGGAGAGUCGUUGUCACACCUGGGUUUCCAGGCAGAGGCGGAGAAAUGGUAUCAGACGGCGCUUCAAGUGAAACCGGACCAUGUGCCUGCCUAUCUCACCUACGGCAAAUUACUCGCUAAAAAUAGAACAAGACUGUAUGAAGCAGAACACUGGUUUAGAAGGGCUAAGAAACUAUCCCCCAACGACCCACAAGUGUACCAACAUUUCGGUCAAUUCCUGUGCCAGAACGAGCGUUUCGCCGAAGCCGUGCCAAUUUGGAUCCGGGCGACGGAGCUCGCCCCGCACCAGAACGAGCUCUUGAUCGGGGCAGCCACCGCCCUCCGCCAAGCCGGCCAAAUCGCCAAAUCCGAGAAGUACUACCGCAAAGCACUCAUGCACAGCCCUUGGGACCCAAACAGUCAUAGCAAUCUUGGAGCGAUUCUUCACUUGCAAGGAAAGUAUAGUGAAGCAAUAGUUCACUAUAAUGAGGCACUGCGCAUCGAGCCUGAAGACCAGAUAACGCUUCAAAACAUCCAAAAACUCCAACGAAUUUUGUUGAGGCGUAAUUUAAAAACGUAAAAGUAUAACAGUGCAAAAUUGGAUAAAUUAUAUUCUCUUGGAAAAGAAUUAAAUUGUGAACGAGUUCAGUUUUUUCCCGCUUGAGGCGGGAAAAAGUGAAAUACGCGUAAGCAGCUAGAGAUACUUCAGCUCAGACGAAUUAGCUCUAUCUCAUCUGACGCAAAGGUGCAAAGAACAUAAAAACUGACAGUUGAAGAGAAAAUCAAAUUUAGAAAAGGGUAGAUAGCAACAUCAAAAACUGAAAUUUAAUAUUUUUGACCCCAAUACAUCUCAUUGCACUAAGUAAUUUGAGUAUCCAACAGCGGGCUCUUUUGUUAGACCGCAUCACAAGUUGUGGCAAACUUUUGAAAACACAAACGUUACAUUUGGCCCAAAAGAAUUUAAUUUGGCCAGUUGUCACUGACCAGAUGAGUUUAACAUCUAUUAAAUCAUUCUCAGUCCUUGAACAUUUGUUCAUCUGCCUUUGAAAAAUUCCUUCAAAAGACUUCAAAAGCAAAUUUCAAUCAAAAAGGUUUGAAGUGAAACGAAGAGGAAUGUUUUGUUAAAAAUAAUUGUUCCGCUCAUUUAUUGUAUCUCUUUUGCUUUUAUGUAAAAGAUCUGUAGCCAUCCUCAGGAGGAUUUCAAAUACUACACGAUAUUUUUAACUAUACUAAAAUACUUCAUAUCAGGUUCCAAUUAAACCCAUGUCUAGAGCGAUAGUGAAGAUUUCAUAUUUUUUUAAUGACUGAAGAACAACACUACAUUGAAAAUACACGCCAGUCAUAAACUUCCUAUCAAUGAUCAUGAAAUGAAAAUAUUGUAUUUCAUGAGCUCAUGUUUUAUUUUAGAUUCAGUCUAAAACAAAAAAUAGAUUUUACCUAUAGAGGAUUUUUCAUUGUUUUAUUUUUUUAAUGAUAGAUUUCAUGCGUUUUGAAUCAACGUAACUUAUCAUUUUUAUGCGAAGUCAUGUUAAGCUUCUUCCGAUGAGCUGUUUAUUCAACAAUUUCAACCUAUGUGCACUUGACUGUCCAGAAAAUACGAAGAUGAUUCAAAUAAAAUGCGAUACUCUUGUUUUU
Bemisia tabaci is the source of this 4200-nucleotide messenger RNA. Its product is annotated as Transmembrane O-mannosyltransferase targeting cadherins 2. Gene Ontology annotation, molecular function: mannosyltransferase activity; protein binding. Gene Ontology annotation, biological process: protein O-linked glycosylation via mannose. The record is from RefSeq and is a predicted model, not a curated record. Lineage: Eukaryota; Metazoa; Arthropoda; Insecta; Hemiptera; Aleyrodidae. Gene Ontology annotation, cellular component: endoplasmic reticulum membrane.